AUGAACAUUUCACUUGCUGAUGCGAAGAAAAAGGCGAAGAAGGGAUCGAUUGGAUAUGGACUAAACAAGAGAGGUGCAUCAGGGGAAAAUAUCAGCGACGCUUUCGAUGGUAGUAGCAGUAGUGAUGAAGAGGUGGGCGACCAACAAUCCUCGAAUCGGGGAAGAGUCAACCAACAAAUUGCAAAAGAACAGGAGGCUCUACGAAAGAGGGCGCAAUCAGCUGCUUCUGUGGUCGAUGCCAGCGUUUAUGACUAUGACGGUGCUUAUGACUCUUUCAAACCAGCUUUAAAAGAAGAAACUUCCAAGGGAAACGACGAGAGGAAGAGUAGAUACAUAGGUGAUCUGUUAAAGGCAGCGAAGAAACGCGAAAGAGAACGUGAUGUGGUUUAUGAGCGUAAAGUUGCCAUGGAACAAGCGGAAGAGGAUUUGCAAGCAGACUAUCAGGGGAAAGAAAAAUUUGUGACCAGAGCCUACAAACGAAAACUAGAGGAACGGAAGCAGUGGGAGCUUGAAGAAAAACAGAAAGACGACGAAGAGGAACAGAACGAUGUGACGAAAAAGGUUGCAGGUGCCGCGUUUGCUAGUUUCUAUGGUAAUUUCAAUCGGAAUGUUUCAAUUGGUGGUGGUGGUGGUGGUGCAGAUUCCGAAGAGGAAAAAGAAGACAAUACCUUGCACGAUGAUGUGAAUUCGCAAACGUUGGAGCAGUUGGAAGAAAGAAAAUUGGGCUUCAUGGACGGUUUCGAGCGCGAUGAUAAAGCAGCAAAACCAACCAACCAGAUUGGCGUGGGUCAAGAAGUCGCAAGGGGGCAUAAAGAACCACAAAAGGCUUCUGCAUUUUCACAGAGAGAAAAGCGAGAAAAGAAGGUCGCAGAAGCGAAACGACGGUAUCUGGAACGAAGAGCUGCGGCAGUUGUACAGCAAUAA
Molecule: messenger RNA, 924 nt
Organism: Cylindrotheca closterium
Lineage: Eukaryota; Bacillariophyta; Bacillariophyceae; Bacillariales; Bacillariaceae
Source: the annotation of a GenBank genome assembly